Messenger RNA from Aspergillus tubingensis, 1281 nucleotides. RefSeq names its product M20 family metallopeptidase. Gene Ontology annotation, molecular function: hydrolase activity. Bases 1 to 1281 code for a protein of 426 amino acids. The record is from RefSeq and is a predicted model, not a curated record. The transcript has a single exon. Lineage: Eukaryota; Fungi; Ascomycota; Eurotiomycetes; Eurotiales; Aspergillaceae.
AUGACUCACUCCGCCACCACCAUAUCAUCCCUCCUCUCCACCACCCCCCUAGACCUCACCCCCUACGAAGCCCUCUACAAACACUUCCACGCGCAUCCCGAACUCUCCCGACAAGAGAAACACACCUCAGAAAAACUCGCCGCGCAUCUCACCCAACUCGGUGUCUUCGACAUCCACACCCACAUCGGCGGGUACGGUCUCGCCGGCGUCUUCCGCAAUGUCACGGACGAAUCCAAAAGCAACCAAACGGUCCUUCUCCGCGCAGACAUGGACGCCCUCCCCGUCAAGGAACUAACCAACCUGCCCUACGCCAGCACCACCACCAUGCUUGACACAGACGGCAACGACCGACCCGUCAUGCACGCCUGCGGCCACGACAUGCACAUCACCUGUCUCCUCGCGGCAGCCGAAACCCUCGUCAAGCUGCGGGACGCAUGGAGCGGGACGCUGAUCGUGCUAUUCCAGCCGGACGAAGAGCGCGGGGGCGGCGCGCAAGCCAUGGUCGACGAUGGGCUUUAUUCACGCAUCCCCGUGCCGGACGUAGUUCUUGGGCAGCAUGUCAUGCGCAUGCGGGCGGGGAGUGUCGCGUCCCGCGAGGGGGCGAUUAUGGCGGCGGCGGAUAGUAUGAAGAUCACGGUGUUUGGACGGGGCGGACAUGGGUCGCAGCCGCAUCAGACGGUGGAUCCGGUGUUACUUGCGGCGCAUAUCGUGGUGAGGUUGCAGAGUAUCGUGAGUCGGGAGAUUAAUCCGGCGGAUUUGGCGGUGUUGACGGUGGGGAGCUUGCAGGCGGGCCAGACGGAAAAUAUUAUUGCGGAUCGGGCGGAGAUUGGGGUCGAUUUUAGGUCUGUGAGGUUGGAGGUUAGGGAGCAGAUUAUUGAGGGCAUUAAGAGGAUUGUGCAGGCUGAGUGUCUGGCUAGUGGGUCGCCGGUGUCGCCGGUGUUUACCCCGACGAGGAGGUUUCCGCCUACGGUUAAUGAUGGGGAUGUGGCUAGGAGGGUUGCGGAGACGUUUGCGGGCCAUUUUGAGGAUUUUGAUCCUGAUGUGCCUAGGACUAAUAUCGCCGAGGACUUUAGUACCCUUGCUACUUGUCGGGGUAUUCCGAGUUGUUUUUGGUUGCUUGGGGGUGUGGAUCAGGAGGUUUGGGAUAGGGCUGAGAAGGAGGGGAAGGUUGAGGAGAUUCCGGGGAAUCAUUCGGCGCUGUUUGCGCCGGUGGUGCAGCCGACGUUGAGGACGGGGGUUGAUGCGUUGUGUUUGGCGGCGCUGACGUUUUUGAGGAAGUAG